AAAAAAUCAAUUACGAAAAGGGAAUUAUGAAUUUCGAUAUAAUAACUAAAAAACUGUCGAUACUAUUAUUUUGGAUUUAUAUUUUUCCAUUAUCCUCUUCGGUUUCCGUAAAUGUGUCACUGCAUAUCAUAUCCAGCUAUUUUAGAUUCAAGUCGCCGAAGGUGGACUUAAGGGAAAAUUGUGCAAGACAGCCGAGAGUUUUUCACUCAAAAGGAGUUGUCAUGACUACAGUAACAGAUAUCGACCAGUAUACCAUUGAGGGUUACAAUGACCAGUACACAGUACCAGAGAUAAACAAACGAGACAUGGCCAGACUGGAGCUCAUGGUGUGUGGAAACGAAGGAACAGUUGGGGAUAGAAAACAAGAGGAGUUAAGAAAACUGUUUCAUGCAGCAAUUGACCAAAUACAAAAAGAAAAACGUGAGGUUUGGAAAAAUGCUAAGGUUGUCAUUCAGGACAUGUACGGACAGUCAAUAACUAUAACCUCUGGAGGCGGGGCUUAUACAUUUACUGUUCAACAUAAUAUGAAGGGAGAAAUACAAGUGUACAGAAAAGGAAAACCUAUGUGUUCAAAAUUCAAAGGGUAUUUUCUAUCUCUGAUUUGUUCUCCGAGGAGACAUCUUGCCAUCAAUCAAGCAAGACAUUAAUGAUUUUAAAUCAUGAUAUGUAUAAACAAUUAAAAAAAGAACAUGGUUGCAUGUAUAUGAUUUUUACUUCGCUGUAUACACAGAACAAUAAAACUGAUAAAAAUCUCUCAAACUCCUUUUUGUUGGUUUUAUCACA
Mizuhopecten yessoensis (Yesso scallop) is the source of this 783-nucleotide messenger RNA. RefSeq lists its product as uncharacterized. The coding region runs from base 27 to 647 and encodes 206 amino acids. NCBI's taxonomy places the organism in Eukaryota, Metazoa, Mollusca, Bivalvia, Pectinida, Pectinidae. The transcript has 3 exons. The record is from RefSeq and is a predicted model, not a curated record.